GGAUGAUCAAGAAUAUCAGUCCAAAGGUAAGAUAUCUCAAAGAUGUGUAGAUGUCAGGAAAGAAGUGCAUGGUAUAUAGGAUGUGGCCACUGUAAUCAAGUUAUUUUAGAAACUUGUGAUAGAUUUUGUAUUUUUAUGAAUUAUUUUCCUGAAUAAACAAAUUGUUAAUGAACUUAGACAAGGGAGAUUAAUGUAAAAAUUUCAAAGAACUAGCUCUGUUCCAAUUUAUAUUUGCGUUAUGUAUUUGGUAGGGUUAUAUGCUUUUAUUUUUAUGAAGCCUUCCCCACUUAUGAAUUAGUCAUCGCUAUUGGUUCAAGACAUGCAGUUUUCAAGUUUCCCCUUUGGGUGCACAACAUCACUUAUUUUCUAUAGAUAAUUUUAGAGUUGUGAGACCUGUACCCCAAAAAAAAAACAAAAAAAAAACACUGCACCAUCUCAUCCCUACUGGCUACAACUCUACUUUGGCCCCAAUCAUUUUCUGCAGUUUUAAUAAAUUAUGCAUUGUACUUCUCAUAUCUACUAUCUACUAAAUAAUACAUUUUACUUCUCAUAUCUACUAAAUCAUGUAUUUUACUUCAACUUGAAUGUCAACUUUAAUCUCAUACUUGUCUAUCAUGUAAAUGUCAACUGUCAGCCCAUGCUUGUCUAUCAUGUGAAUGUCAACUGUCAUCCCAUGCUUAUCUAUCAUGUGAAUGUCAAGUGCCAUCCCAUACUUGUCAUCAUGUGAAUGUCAACUGUCAUCGCAUACUUGUCUAUCAUGUGAAUGUCAACUGUCAUCCCAUACUUGUCUAUCAUGUGAAUGAGUCAAGAUGCCUUUUCCUAACUGGCUCCUCACCAAGAGCUGAUUUAAAUGACAUUGGAUUCCUUGUCCAGACUCUGGUCCUAGGUUGCAUCGUGAUCUGAGCCUUGAGCCACAGGACACCAUCUUUGUUAAGAGUGUUAAAGAGGGGAGUCCUGCCCGGUAUGCUGGCCUGAACACGGGAGACAGAAUCAUUGCCGUUAAUGGGGAUUCUAUAUCCGGGAAGUCGUACAAGGAGGUCAUUGCCGCUAUACAUCAGAGGUAGGACCCGCCUGUUGGGGACAUGUAGUGGACAAAACAACUUUUCAUUGACUGAGAAUGGAUUUUUGAGAUUUUGUCAACAAUUAUGUUGUAAGCCCAUGACAUACGAAAGUUACAUAUUUGAAAAAUAAAUCUGACAUAAAUGCAUUUAAUGUUACAUUUUUGAUACAAUGUGUCCAAAGAUAUGUCUUAUUUCCCCGAAGCAUUUUCUAAAUCAGUGUGUUAGAAGAUAAGUGUUUAUUUCACUGAAGCAUUUUCUGAUACAGUGUGUCAGAAGAUAAGUGUUUAUUUCACUGAAGCAUUUUCUGAUACAGUGUGUCCAAAGAUAAGUGUUUAUUUCACUGAAGCAUUUUCUGAUACAGUGUGUCCAAAGAUAAGUGUUUAUUUCACUGAAGCAUUUUCUGAUACAGUGUGUCAGAAGAUAAGUGUUUAUUUCACUGAAGCAUUUUCUGAUACAGUGUGUCAGAAGAUAAGUGUUUAUUUCACUGAAGCAUUUUCUGAUACAGUGUGUCAGAAGAUAAGUGUUUAUUUCACUGAAGCAUUUUCUGAUACAGUGUGUCAGAAGAUAAGUGUUUAUUUCACUGAAGCAUUUUCUGAUACAGUGUGUCCAAAGAUAAGUGUUUAUUUCACUGAAGCAUUUUCUGAUACAGUGUGUCAGAAGAUAAGUGUUUAUUUCACUGAAGCAUUUUCUGAUACAGUGUGUCCAAAGAUAAGUGUUUAUUUCACUGAAGCAUUUCACAUUGUUUGUUAUUUCAGCAGUCAAACACUAAAGCUUCUUGUUGUUCCUAAAGAUGAAGACAUCCUCCAGAUGGUAAGUGAGAAUUUUCUAGUAGAAUAAAUCAUUAAUCCUUAGUCUGCCUUGUAUAUCUUCUUCUUCUUCUUCUAUAUCUUAAGGGCCCACGAUCAAUUUAUUGAUCAUUUUGGCUCCUAUUCAUGUAGAUGGGAUUUGCAAUGUUUCUGUUACUGGUGUUGAAGAGGAAUUCAUGCACUAGGGGUUUGAAGACUGUAUAUAUGUACUUGUUCUUGUACAUGACUAGCCCUUAGUCGGCCUUUUAUAAUUGUAUAUGUGUACUUGUUCUUGUACAUGACCCAUCCCUAGUCUGCCUUGUAUAUUUGUAUAUGUGUACUUGUUCUUGUACAUGACCAGCCCUUAGUCUUCCUUUUAUAUUUGUAUAUGUGUACAGCACUUGUUCUUGUACAUGACCAGCCCUUAGUUGGCCUUGUAUAUUUGUAUAUGUGUACUUGUUCUUGUACAUUACCAGUAUUUUUGCCUGUUUCUCUAAUGACAUCAAUUUCUUGUGGGGUUUAACAUUCUUUCAUAUGCUACCAUAAAAUACAAAAGUACCAUGAAGUACCAAGAAGUAUCAUGAAGUACCAUGAAGUGAUGUGACAUUAGUUAAAAUAGUACUAUGAAGUUAUAUGUCAUUCAAUAAAAUAGUACUAUGAUGUGACAUUAAAUAUAAUAGCAAUAUCAGGUGAUUUGAAAUUAAAUAAGCUAGUAAUAUGAUGUGACAUUAAAUAUAAUAGUACUAUGAAGUUAUGUGAGAUUAAAUAUAAUAGUACUAUAAAGUUAUGGGACAUUAAAUAUGUGUAGUAAUAUGUAGCUAUGUGACAUUAAUAUAAAGAUAUCUUCGUCACAUUUUAUGCAUUCAAGAGCAGGACAAGGUGCCUAACACAGAGGUCUUGGAACAUGCAAAAAUGUUUAGCAUAUUCUCCACUCUUAGCAAGAGGUGCCUUCACUAGUUAGGUCAUGUAAGGAGAAUGGAGGAAGGCCGUAUUCCAAAUAACCUGCUGUAUGGAGAGUUGGUAAAAGGGACAAGGCUUGUUGGAUGGCCAACUCUGAGAUUUAUGGACGCUUGCAAAAGGAGCACAAGGGAACAACAUUCCAGCUGGCGAACAGCGGUGUGUGAAGGAGUUGAAAAUGCAGAGGAUGCACAAAACGAGGCCCUUGCAACAAAAAGAACAAUACAGAAGGCCAAAUCUAACCAGGAAUCAAUAUUCUCCUGCGAGAAAUGUGUACAUUGCUACGCCAUCGUCUCUCGAAGUCGGAAGGAUGCCAUUUAAUAAAUUUAUGUGACAUUAUAAGUUUAAUGGUACUAUAAAGUGAUGUGACUUGUCUCCAAUCCGUAAAUAAAGAUAAACUUAGUGUUGAAUGUGUUUUCGCAUUGAUCCUUGUCAUCCUAAUGUUUUUAUUUCAGGCCUACCAAUCCCAAACGGGAGAUUCAAUGUACACCAGUUCAAACACUCUGUCAGACAGCACUAGCAGACAUUCUAACAUCAGCCAUCAACACAGCCAUAGGUAAACCAAUAGUUAGAGAUUUCCCUUCAUUCAUUUUGUCUUGCCUUAGCCACAAAGUUUACUUGCAACAAAUUUAAAAUAUGCGCUUUUUGAAUACUAUUAAUUAGGUUUUAAAGAUAGAUCAAAACAAAAUCUUUUGGGAGCAUUCUAGGAAUUUAUUCAAUAUCUCUGAAGUUCACUUUGAUCAACGUCUAUUGAAAUGGCCACUUUAUUUGAGGGGCACUUUUUUGUCUUUUUUUUUUUUUUAUAAAAAGGGAUUUAAGAUUAUAUAAUUGUCCUUUUUAUGUUUCUGUAAGUCUCUAUGAUUUUCCUUAUAUUUUAUGAUAUCAGAUUUAAAGAUAUUUUUGAAGCUUCUAGAAAGCUCAGAAUAAGAAUAGGAGGUCAUUAUGGUCUUUACAUCAUGGUCUUAACGUCGUGAUCUUUAAUUCAUGGUAUUUUAAUCAUGGUCUAUAAAUUGGGGUCUUUAAAUGGUGGUUUUUAAGUCAUGGUCUUUAAAUCAUGGUUUUUAACUGAAAUGGACUUUAAAUCAUUGUCAUUAAAUCAUGGUUUUUAACUGAAAUGGGCUUGACGUAAAAUGCAAUGUAAACAAGAGUGAUAAAAAAAUUUAGUUAUUUUUUAUAGGGGAAAAUUUUAAAUUUUAAUUAGUCGUGAGCCAAGUGUUUUUGACAGGGCCCUAAAUUAAUGUGUCUCCCAAUAAACUUUAGAAGUUAUUUCCCAAUGCAAACCCGAGCAACACCAUAUGUAUUGGCCAGUGUAGAUUAUUCAGAGAUGCGUCUUUGAAUUACCAUAAGAUAAAUCCUCUUUUCUGUUAUCUUCAGUGCUAAUGAGUAUCAACUACGAGAUUCAAGUCACAGCUUAGUUUCAAAUUCUGCAGAUAAUCUGCCUCCGGGGCAAAAUAAUGUUCGACAUUCCUACCCCAUUAGUCAGUGGGGAGCUUCUGAGUCCACAGAAAUCAGGUAGACAGAAUAUUUCUUGUUAUCACUUAGUUUAGUUUAAUUGAUUGACCUUAAUGGUAAGAUUGACAGUGAAAUUUGAGGUAACCAAUACUGUAAUGUACUUUGUGGGAGGGAUUGAAUCUAUUGUACCAAAUGGAAGUGAUUGAAUCUAUUGACCUAUAUGGAAUUGAUUGUUGGAACAUUGUCUUAUUUGGAAUUAAUUGUUUGAAUCUGUUACUCUUCCAGUGGUGGCUCUUCCCUUGGAGAUCUGUCCUACACAUCGCUGAGCUCAUCUAUGAGAGGGGACCAGUCCCAGACCAGGGGCUAUGCAUACCAUCAAUCACGGCCUCAACCCAAGGUAUUACUUCCCCUUGGAACUUACCGCUCAGUUCUAUAUGACGCACAGUGUGUAUAAUUUUUAGGGGUGCAUUCCCACUGAAGAAUAAUCCUUAUGUAAUGUCCUUGUCACAAAGUAAAUAAAAUCUUCAUGAGCCCAGAGAGCAUCAAGGUAAUGCACCAUUCAACUCUAUUAUGGAUUCCAAGAAAAUGGAACCAAGGUUAUAUAUAUAGUAACACUGCAUCACAAUGUUGCACUGAGGGAAUGUUAAACUUUUUUAAAAGGCAGUUAGGAGUGGGGUAGGUGUGGGUGAAUAAUGACUGAUUUAAGAAUUCGUAUUUAGACAUGUUAGAUCCUUUACAAAGAAAAUGUAUGUUUUAUAAGCUGUGUUCAUUUUAUUGAAGUCUUUCUAAGAGCUAAAUUUCCCUUUGGUUUUUAGGAGCCAGGUCCUAACAUGGCAUCCAAUGUGACGUGCAACAUCCAAGGUAAAUCAAAAUACUCAUUUGGACUAUUCUUCCCUCCAAAAUCAACGUCCACAAUGACAGGAAGUAGCAGUGGCAGCAGCAGUCGCACAAUUAGUGCUGAGAGUCUGAGCAGGGGUUAUGAUGAGCCGAACAGCCAGGGUCUGGCCAAGUCUCAGACCUACGAGGUCGGCCAGCAGAGACCUGUGGUUACUUACAGGAAAACUUCGCUUGAUGAAAGCUCAGCAUUAACAUCUUCGGCCAAGUCCCGGGAAUUUUUCAUCAGAUAUUCUUCCGACAAAGCCGCUAGUGAUCAUCGAAAUCGUUAUUCACCCAGACAUUCUGCUUAUGAAAGAUAUUCAACGGAUAAUCGUCCCACAUACAUCAUUUCACGGUCUCAAACUGUUUCUGCAAUAUCACCCACCCAGACCGGCAGCACCGGUGGGAAUAGUUCAUCUGAUUAUUUGAAGGCCUCUAACCAGACAAGCAAUGAAGGUUCACCGGAUACCAACAGAUCUCGGCAGUACAUCCCAGUCUUGUCAGAGAGUAAGCUGACUACAAGUUCGGACAAUAUAGACAAGAGAGGAGCUGGGGUCAGCAUGUACAAUCGGAGCUCUGGUUUCACCAACCAGUCUGAUCCGGCCACCGGAUCUCGAACUUUUGUUGUGCGCAUUCCAUAUGAGCAGCAUAAGCAAGCUUCCCCUCGGGCCCCCGAUUCUAGUUUGAUACCGUUACGUCAGAGUUAUGGUACAACAUUUGCCCUCACACGCUCACCCAACACAACCCACAUCGAGAUUCAGAAAUCUAUCGGGAAGCCAAUCGUAUCCCAACGAAAGUUUCAGUUUGAGACUGGCAAAAAUGAAAACACUCCACCUCCUGGCACCGGUGGUCACAACAGGUAUAAAACGGAAAUUGAAAAGAUUCGAACUCAGCCCAAAUUUUCCAGCAUCGCGAUGCGUAAAGCGAGCUUCGAACAAUCACCAGAGAGAGAUCCUCCCGGCAUGGAUGACCCCAUUGAGGUGGCAACGCAGCCGGACUACAUGGGGUCCAGUGUAGAGACAGCACAGCCCACUGUCAAGGUAUGUUGGUAUUGCCUUACAUGGAAGAACCAUCUUACAUAAGAAAUCUUUCAUCAUGCAUUGCACAUCGUAAAUAUUUUAUUGAAGAAUAUAUUUGCGAGGAUGUGCUACAUUUUGUAAAUAUUAAUACUUAUCACUGGAACUGGGGCACGUUUAAGAUAUCUGAUUUUAAUAUCAAAGAGAAGCCACAACUGCUUUAAGACAUUGUGGUGACCCAUAUCACCCUACACAUGUUUUGUUUGUUUAGAAAGCCUUUUUUUAUAAAAAAUUUCACUUCAAAUCUUUUAGUUCAAAAAAAAGUGCAUGUUGUGUACUAGCAUUAUUUUAAACGGAUGUUUGAACAUUUUGGGUCUUAACGGGUACUUUCUUGUUGUAUAAAGAUAGCCAUAUCAAUAAAACUGCAUUUCUUUUUUAUUUUUGCAAUAAUUUUUUUUUUGUACUUGAGCUGCCUUAAAACUUUUUUUUUUUUUCAUUUUGUCGUCCACAAUUCACUAAUUUACAGACCAUGCUUCAAAUGUCAAAUUAAUUUUUUAUUGGCCGUCUUAUGUUGAGAAUCUCAAUUUGAUUCAUGCAGGUAAGAAAAAUCUCAUCUGAGCGUUACACAUCAGGAAGUCCUCGCCAGAUGACAGAUGGUUCAGACAGAACUGGCAACUAUCAAGAUGCCAUCCCUAUCAGGAUCUACAUGUCAUCUGGUGGCUCCUCCCCUCACCUUGACCUCUAUGCCGGAGACGGCACCAAACCCAGGCACAGCCACGAAGUCAAUCAUACGGUCGGGUUUACAUCGUCACCACACAGCUACGAACAUUCAACAUCUCCCAGCAACUUGAGUGUCAGCAGCGGCAGUGUGGGCGGACCGACGGUCAGUGAAAGCAGCACCGGCGGGGGCCUGGCCGACUCGGGGGUGUGGCUGAAAAGCUAUCACAGCAGUUCGGACAUGCUGGAUGGUGUGGAAGGAAGCAGCCAGGGAGGUGGGGACGGCGCCAUGUAUUCUCUUGAUGCUGCAGCUGACCAGGAGGUGUCCAACAUGAGGUUAACAAAACCUGCCCGCAAGGGUUCAUACCUUUCUGCUGUGAAUGCAUCUUAUCAUUCAAGUAAGUUUCAAUGCUUUGGAAUGGUCCCAGUAAUGUUGUAGGUCAAAUAACAUUGUAGCUUUAGUUAAUAGUCUAGACACACAACACCAUUUAUAGAAUAAAAUCUGUGGCUGUUGUAAUGAACAUUAAAUGAUGUUAUAGACAAGAUCCUUGACCUUGGUACUGUCGACUAAGAUUUUAUUCACAAGAUCCUUGACAGUAGUAACAUAGACUAGGAUUUUAUUGACAAGAUCUUGACAAUAGUAACAUCGACUAAGAUUUUAUUGACAAGAUCCUUGACAAUAGUAACAUCGACUAGGAUUUUAUUGACAAGAUCUUGACAAUAGUAACAUAGACUAGGAUUUUAUUGACAAGAUCCUUGACAAUAGUAACAUCGACUAGGAUUUUAUUGACAAGAUCUUGACAAUAGUAACAUCGACUAGGAUUUUAUUGACAAGAUCUUGACAAUAGUAACAUCGACUAAGAUUUUAUUGACAAGAUCCUUGACAAUAGUAACAUCGACUAGGAUUUUAUUGACAAGAUCUUGACAAUAGUAACAUAGACUAGGAUUUUAUUGACAAGAUCUUGACAGUAGUAACAUAGACUAAGAUUUUAUUGACAAGAUCCUUGACAAUAGUAACAUAGACUAGGAUUUUAUUGACAAGAUCCUUGACAAUAGUAACAUAGACUAGGAUUUUAUUGACAAGAUCUUGACAGUAGUAACAUCGACUAGGAUUUUAUUGACAAGAUCCUUGACAAUAGUAACAUAAACUAGGAUUUUAUUGACAACAUCCUUGACAAUAGUAACAUAGACUAGGAUUUUAUAGACAAGAUCCUUGACAAUAGUAACAUCGACCAGGAUUUUAUUGACAAGAUCCUUGACAAUAGUAACAUAGACUAGUAUUUUAUAGACAAGAUCCUUGACAAUAGUAAAUAGACUACGAUUUUAAUUGCAAGAAUGCGUGGUUUGCUUAUAGCUUCUAGUUUUACCAGUGUACCAAUGUAUGGGUCAUUAUUGUAGUGACACAGUGUGGCUUUAAUAUUUUUUAAUAAUGUGCAAUUGUAUGCUUCAUUGAACCUCAAUGAUGUUUUCAACUACUAAUUUCAUGCUUUGGAACAAAGUGAUUAUUUCAUCACAAUUUACAUUUCUCUCCUUUUGUUUGGAACAAAGGCCAAAGAUGAGAAAUUAUUAUUAUUUUUUUUUUUAUUUUAAAUUAUGACAAUUUUGAGUUACCUGCUUUAGCAUGUGAAGGAUAAUAUUUAAAAAUUGAAUUUUUACAUUUUAUUAUAUUUUUGCUUCCCACAAUUUUUAGGUCCCAAAUCAGAAUCUCCAUCUGCCGUAGAGAGUCGCAGCAGUUAUAUCCAGCCACCCCAGCAAUCCUUAGCCGAGUCUCAAUGCUUGCCUUAUCCCAGCCAGUCUUCCUCUAUACUUCAUGCUCCUAGCUCCCCACAGCCUCGCUUGUUUGUCCCCACCAAAGGAUACCCCUCUGACAGCCAAUCCUUUUCCUCCAUGGGCUCCACACACAGCCUGAGCUCUGUGUCCAGUGGGAGUCUGCCUGUAGCUAGUGUUGCCCCAUCAGGUUAGCAAUGAAUCCUUGAUUAUUGUGUGAGUGCUGUCAACAGGGAAUGCUGGCCUUAAAGUGAUUCACUUUGCAUUUGUUACUUAUGAAAGGCAGCUUUGCAUUGAGAAAAAUAAAAUAAAAUAGGGAAAGGCGAUACUAACAGUUCUCAGUUUAUCAGUUGUUAAAGUUUGCUAGUUAUAACUUUGUUCAAACCUCAUUAAUAUGCACUUGUAUCAUAUUUGAUGUGAACUUACAUGUAAACUAGCAUUUCUAAAUAUGAGAGUAAUUGUAUUUAGUAUAGUAUUUAUAACAAAUAUGCUACAAACUUAAAAUACAGUUGAAAAAAAUACUAACUGAAAACAAGAUACAAUGCUUAACAGUUAUUUUUUAUCCAAAAGAUUAUUUAAAUUAUAUUUAAAUCCUAAAAUUGUAAUGUUCUUAUAUCCAAAUUUGUUGUUUAAAACUUGCCUGUCUUACAUUGGAAAGAAAAAAAGAAAGUUUCUGUGCAUUUCAUUUAAUGUCUUAUCGGAUACAGAUUAAAAACUACCCAAUAUGAGUCUGAGUGAAUAAGAUUGUCAAAGGAUCUUAUCAAAUGUUUUUGUUCUGUCCCCAGUGAUGUCAUCAAGUGACAGCUGUUUAGGAAUGUCUGAUGAGAGUCACCUAUCCCAGAAUACAACGUCUUACACAAACCUUAGAAAUCAAAGCCUUUCAGUGACCAUGAGGAAAAAACUCCCAGGUAAUGAAUGAUUGGUGAAGUACGUGUAAAGAUGAAAAUGUAGUGGGAAAACUGCUCUAUGUUUGAUAUAGAAUUAUUCAUUAUUUAUUUGAAAUACUUUUCAUUUCAUUCCAUCCAAUUUUGGUCAGUAGUAAAUUUAAAUACUGAUGUGACAUAUGAGUUUAUUCAUUUAAAUGCUUGACGUGAUGCCAAAAUAUUCAUGGACACUAUCUACUUGUGAAAUUAUUUAGUGCAAAAGGAAAAAAACACAAAAAAGGUACCUGAUAUUACCAUAGGUGAAAGUGAGGCCAGUGUGUUUGUGAUCAACAUUCAUAGACAGGAAAACAUCUCAACCAUCAUGCAUCUUGUAUUCUGUCAUAAACAUUUCAACCACCGUGUAAUUUGUACUCCAUCAUAACUUGAUUUUGUUUUGGGAAUGGUUCGUAGUACAGACUGUUAUCAUUGAAAUACAUUGGGAAUGGUUUGUAGUACAGACUGUUAUCAUUGAAAUACAUUGGGAAUGGUUCGUAGUACAGACUGUUAUCAUUGAAAUACAUUGGGAAUGGUUUGCAGUACAGACUGUUAUCAUUGAAAUACAUUGGGAAUGGUUUGCAGUACAAACUGUUAUCAUUGAAAUACAUUGGGAAUGGUUCGCAGUACAGACUGUUAUCAUUGAAAUACAUUGGGAAUGGUUCGUAGUACAGACUGUUAUCAUUGAAAUAGAUUGGGAAUGGUUCGUAGUACAGACUGUUAUCAUUGAAAUACAUUGGGAAUGGUUUGUAGUACAGACUGUUAUCAUUGAAAUACAUUGGGAAUGGUUUGUAGUACAGACUGUUAUCAUUGAAAUACAUUGGGAAUGGUUUGUAGUACAGACUGUUAUCAUUGAAAUACAUUGGGAAUGGUUCGUAGAUUUUAUCAUUGAAGUACAUUUUUUUAAUUUUUUUUAUUCCAGAGCCUGUUGAGGACCAAGCAAAUAAACUUCACAGACGGACAUCGUAUCUCAUGGCAACAGCAAGGGACCGUACAAAUGUGGUCCCCAUAGAGAAGGCUUUUUCCACCCCUCCACAGCUGGUCACAGACCACAGGCCACAACAGUAAGUAGUGGACAUUCAUGAUAAGUUUGGCCUCGGGGCCAUCUUUGUUGUAGCUUGUCAUGUUCUUGUCCGACCCACCCUUAGUGAGCGCCGUACUGUGUUUUCAUUGGCUGCUUCCCACUGUCGUGCGCUUGAUCACAUACACACCAUAUGCUCACAAAAAUACACAUUUUUUACCCUCUAUGAUGUUUUCUCACAUUUCAUUCACUUACUGACAAAGGGUUUUUAAGUUGCUCUGACUGCUAUUGACCUAUGGUAAUUGAUUUCAUAAGCUUAUUGAUAAUUCCCCCCUUCCAGUAUUUUACAUGCUCAACUUGGUUGCGUUGCCAUAGCUAGUAUUAAUAUAAUUACAGUGAGCCUGGAUGAUGAAAGGUUACAAAGAUUUUACACUUAAGAACUUUUAAAAAAGUGUGUUUGGUUUGUUUACUAAUGUGCUUGUGUGUUUACAUUCUCAGACAAGGAAGUAUGCGCCACCAAAACUCCAUCAAGCUUAAUAAAUUCUUUGGUGAGAUGGUAAGUUAUUUUACUCAUUAAGAUCAAACUCACAGUCAUGUAAAUAUACAUAGAAAACAGGUUUUUUUUGUUGUUUUUUAACAAUCAUCCUUAUCAAGCAACAAAAUAUAUUUAAAUUUUAUUUCAGUGUUUGUAUUUUUAAAGAACUUGCCUUUUGCCAACAAUUUGCCUUUUGCGACCUGACUGGUGUUUUGGUUUUGUUUUCUAUUUAUUUGAAAAACGCAUAGAUGAAAAUUUCAUGUUCUCACAUUUUCCUAGCGCAUUCCAUUACAAGGUCCUCUGAUGUUCUCAUUGUUCUGCAUACAAUGCUAUGUUAACUCUCAUCCUGAAAACGAUAAACUUGUUUAAUUCCUACUGUUUGGUUGUGUCAUUAGAUUCCUGAAGGUGUAGAGCAGAAGCCGGCAGAAAAAGAGGAAGUGCCUGAGGUUAUACGAAAAGGUCAUCUUGCUUGUAAGAUCUCAGUCAUUGAGGGCAAGGUUAGUCAGAAAAGGUCAUCUUGCUUGUAAGAUCUCAGUCAUUGAGGGCAGGGUUAGUCAGAAAAGGUCAUCUUGCUUGUAAGAUCUCAGUUAGUGAGGGCAAGGUUAGUCAGAAAAGGUCAUCUUGCUUGUAAGAUCUCGGUCAUUGAGGGCAGGGUUAGUCAGAAAAGGUCAUCUUGCUUGUAAGAUCUCAGUCAUUGAGGGCAAGGUUAAUCAGAAAAGGUCAUCUUGCUUGUAAGAUCUCAGUCAUUGAGGGCAGGGUUAGUCAGAAAAGGUCAUCUUGCUUGUAAGAUCUCAGUCAUUGAGGGCAGGGUUAGUCAGAAAAGGUCAUCUUGCUUGUAAGAUCUCAGUUAUUGAGGGCAGGGUUAGUCAGAAAAGGUCAUCUUGCUUGUAAGAUCUCAGUCAUUGAGGGCAAGGUUAGUCAGAAAAGGUCAUCUUGCUUGUAAGAUCUCAGUUGUUGACGGGGAGGUUUUCAGGGUUUUCUGCACAUACUCAAAUUCUCCACAUGUGUACAAUCUUCUCUGAUUGUAUGUAAAUCUGUUUGCAAGGAAAUAUAGUUGUCUAUACAAGAUAUGACAGUACCUCUUCAUUAGAAGCUAUGUUUCAAUCUCUUAUGUAACAGACAUGUAAUACAUAGUUAUGAUAUGAGCUUUCUUUUGAGUUUCCCCAUAAUUCCUAAUGUUUAUUUAAUCUUGUACUCUAGAAAUGCAGUGACAGAUCUUGGAAGCAAGUCUAUGCCGUCCUGCGCCAGACAGAAUUAUAUCUCACUCGAGACAAAGAGAACUGUUCUGUAAGAAGAUAUGUUCAAGCCAGUAUUGUGUGUUGUAUCAAAUUGGAAUGUAACCUGAGCAUAAAGUAUUUUAUUUGACUUUGAUAAGUCAAAAUUAACAUCAACUUCUAUUGUGAUAAAAAAAAAUGUUACAUGUCAAAUUAACAUUAAGUUCUAAUGUGAUAAUAAAAAAAAUUUACAUGUCAAAAUUAACAUUAAGUUCUAAUGUGAUAACAUUUUAUUUUAAUAAUCUAAAUCACAUGGAUUGAAUGAUUUAUUUAUUUGUUUAAAUCAGUCGUUCCCUGAGGACCAACACAUCCCUAUCAAGUCUUGUAUGGUUGAGCCUGCCAGAGACUAUGCCAAGAAAAAGAAGCAUGUGUUUCGUAUGACGACGUACAAUGAGUGUGAAUAUCUCUUCCAAACGGAAGAUCGGGGAACCAUGUUGUCAUGGAUACAAGCCAUCAAGUCUAUCAAUGAACCAGAGAAAGCUGAAAAAAUGGUGAGAUUGGGAUCAUCUGUCACAAUGGAAGAGCUUUAGAACUAAAUUUAUAUCACAUUUUCUGUCUGUAAUAUUUGACAUAAUUGUCUCUUUUAAACUUUGUUAAAUUUUGUUUGGGUCCAUUUCCUAAUUCAAUAAACUUGACCUGACCGACCUGCAUUACAUAUCCGUUGAGCAUUAUGUUGCUUUCCCCAACCCUAAAUCCAUAAUUUGAGAAGCCCUAACCUGAAGCUAUCCGCAGCCAGUUCCUUGUAGCAUAUUAUUAUUACUAAGAGUGUUUGAGAUUGACAGAUUUCUUCAAAAUAUAAUUCUUUAACUUAGAUUUAAAAAGUCUUUGCAUAAUUAACAAAGGGACCAAUGACGCUGGUAACAAAUUUUUAAGGAGAAUAUUAUUUUUCUUUCAAAAUGUGUCUCUUUAAAAACAAAUGAUUAGUUUUCUUUCGUAUCCGGAAAUUUGAUCGAAAGAAAUUUCAUAGACGGUAAUUUGAUUAGACUAACGGAAAUUAGGUUGAAACUUUUUUUCAGUUUUUAAUUUAAAAUUUUGCUUCAAAUUUCUUUUUGAAUGCAUUAUUUUGUUUUAUUAUACAGAAUAGUGCGUUCAAAAAGAAAUUUGACAAAAAUUUUAACGUGUGAACUGAAAAAAAGAUUCAACCAAAUUUCCGUUCUACCAAAUUUCCGUCGAUCAAUAUACCGCCGACGAAAUUUCUUUCGAUCAAAUUUCCGGUAACCGUUUUCUUUUCAUACAUACUUUAGAACUCUAUUUUGACUAUUAUUUUAUUAAAUACUCAUAAUUUGAUAUUCCUCUGCCGCUUAAAGAGUUUCAUUUAAUAAUCAAAAUAUUGUUUUGAAUAUUGCUAAUUUAAAUUAUUUAUUAACAUUUUAAUUUAUCACUGACCAUGAAUUGUUAGAAUAAAAUUUCAUACACACAUUUUGAAUUUGCAGGAGGAAAUGAUUGCAUCAGAAAGGGAGAAAACUGCCCAGUCUGCUAUUGAAGCUAAUGCUUCUAGCAGUAAAAUGUCACCACAGAUGGGACACAAGGGCAGAAAACUCUCAGCACUUUCCUUUAAAGCGAAAUUGUCAUCCUCCCCUAGCAUGAGAAGAAAGAAAUCCGGCACUAAUGAGAAAGAGAAAGGUUUGGGAUUUUUUGGUAAAUAGUCACAAAAUGUCAAGCAUCACAGUCUCAUGGUCACAAAAUGUCAAGCAUCACAGUCUCAUGGUCACAAAAUGUCAAGCAUCACAGUCUCAUGGUCACAAAAUGUCAAGCAUCACAGUCGCAUGCCUCACAAGAGCUCAGCUAUAAUUUAAUUAUGUACCCAGAAAAAAUGCAUUAUUCAGUGUCAUGGCACUAAUAAUAAAUAAUUCAUACUAACAAAAUUAACGACCACCUUUGCUUGGGAACUGCCAAUAUGGCACUCAAAUUACAAUCUCCUUACCAUUUGUUAUAAAAAUUUGUCAGAUUCAUUCAUCAUCGAAAAUUUUUAUUAAUUAAAAUUGUAUAUUAUAUUAAUAUUUUUUAGUAUAAUUGAGUAAAUAAAUAAAUAAUUUUAAGACACGAUUACUGACCGACAUGACACACAUAGUAAUUUUUUUUAUCUCUCAGAGGAAAGUUUCAAAAAGGGCUGGAAAGGAAGACUCCCUAUGAUGAAAAGUCUUAAAAAACAUAGUGAAGAGUCCAGCUUAAGUGCCCUCAGUGAGCAGGAUGUGGACACAGACAAGAUGCAGUUUGGAGUCCAUCUGGAGGACUGCUUCCCGUCCCCUCACAAUGAGGUACUCGAUCACAUUGUGCUCACCAUUGGAACUCUUUGUGUGGGAUGUUUUUAACAUUCUAUCAGGAUAUUUACAUAUGGAGUACAACCUUCCUGCUUCACUGUCUAGGCUCACACCGCUGAUCCAUUGUACAACCUUGCUGCUUCACUGUCUAGGCUCACACCACUGAUACAUUGUACAACCUUCCUGCUCCACUGUCUAGGCUCACACCACUGAUCCAUUGUACAACCUUCCUGCUCCACUGUCUAGGCUCACACCACUGAUCCAUUGUACAACCUUUCUGCUCCACUGUCUAGGCUCACACCGCUGAUCCAUUGUACAACCUUCCUGCUCCACUGUCUAGGCUCACACCGCUGAUCCAUUGUACAACCUUCCUGCUCCACUGUCUACGCCCACACCACUAACUCAUUGUACCACCUUCCUUACUGAUCCAUUGUACAACCUUCCUGCUCCACUGUCUAGGCUCACACCACUGAUCCAUUGUACAACCUUGCUGCUCCACUGUCUAGGCUCACACCGCUGAUCCAUUGUACAACCUUCCUGCUCCACUGUCUAGGCUCACACCGCUGAUCCAUUGUACAACCUUCCUGCUUCACUGUCUAGGCUCACACCACUGAUCCAUUGUACAACCUUCCUGCUCCACUGUCUAGGCUCACACCGCUGAUCCAUUGUACAACCUUCCUGCUCCACUGUCUAGGCUCACACCGCUGAUCCAUUGGGUCAUUUUCUGUCCCAAUAAUUGCUCGCACAUACAGUAGAUCCUUGCUUAAUUUAAUUCUAACUAGAGAGACAUCUGUUAAAUCAACUUAAAAUAUGAACAGCCCUUUUUUAAGAAGCCCUCCCAAAAUUGUGCUCUAUCAAACUCAGUAAGGUUCUUAAGUUUAUUUAUCUGAUAUUGAAAUAGUCUUUCAUUUAAGUGUAGCUCCCACAUUUAAUGGAACCAUUCACAUUUCUCAAUUUAAGAUUAGGUCCCAUGAUUAGUGUGACCACACACAUUUCUUUCAUUCAAGGAUAGGUUCUAGAAUUAACUAAUUAUAAAAAGUGUUGUACUGCAAUAAAGCUUUAAAAUAGAUUAAUAAGAUCUUGUGGACCGGUUCAGAGAACACCUCUGUAACAUAAAUAAAUACGCUCUCUGUCUGGUCUCCAAACAUUUCAAUAGCCCUAACCAUGAUGGUAUCUCAGACAUCGCAGUUGCUGGUAUACUCUAUACUAGUAACACUGCAGAUAGAAUCUAUAUGGAGAACAAAUCAAUAACAAGAUUUGGUACGUUGUCUCCAUAUGGAAUGAACCAAAUCCACAAUUUUACCUAGCUGCCAUGUCUUUUUCCUGUUUGGUUUUUAUAAUUAUGUUCAAAUCACUUCCUUUCUACUCCUCUUUACUUUGUUUUUGUCUGGUUUUAGAGCUCUCUCCUAUUUUUUUCUGUUUUAGGUAGCAUAUGUAUAUUUAUAUUAUUUAAAUUUAAUUUAUACUUACUUAAAUGUGUUUUGUUUGUUUGUACUGUUGAAGGCAUGUGCCGAAACGUUUACUUGUGUAUAAUGUAUAAUUAUUAUUAAAGCCUAACUUAAAUUGUUCUAUUGACACAAUUUGUUCUAGAAUUACUGUGACCAUGCACAUUUCUUCUAUGAUUAAUGUGACACACACGUCUCCCAUGAUUACUGUGACCAUACACAUUUCUGCCAUGAUUAAUGUGACCAUACACAUUUCUCCCAUGAUUAAUGUGACCAUACACAUUUCUCCCAUGAUUAAUGUGACCAUACACAUUUCUGCCAUGAUUAAUGUGACCAUACACAUUUCUCCCAUGAUUAAUAUGACCAUACACAUUUCUGCCAUGAUUAAUGUGACCAUACACAUUUCUCCCAUGAUUACUGUGACCAUACACAUUUCUGCCAUGAUUAAUGUGACCAUACACAUUUCUCCCAUGAUUAAUGUGACCAUACACAUUUCUCCCAUGAUUAAUGUGACCAUACACAUUUCUGCCAUGAUUAAUGUGACCAUACACAUUUCUCCCAUGAUUAAUGUGACCAUACACAUUUCUCCCAUGAUUAAUGUGACCAUACACAUUUCUCCCAUGAUUAAUAUGACCAUACACAUUUCUCCCAUGAUUAAUAUGACCAUACACAUUUCUCCCAUGAUUAAUGUGACCAUACACAUUUCUGCCAUGAUUAAUGUGACCAUACACAUUUCUCCCAUGAUUAAUAUGACCAUACACAUUUCUCCCAUGAUUAAUAUGACCAUACACAUUUCUCCCAUGAUUACUGUAACCAUACACAUUUCUUACCUGUAUUUUCACUUGUACAUUCCUCAGUUUGUUCCACUUAUUGUUGAGCUGUGUACAAGGAUAGUAGAAGCUCGUGGCCUGGAGGUGGUGGGCGUCUACAGAGUGCCUGGAAAUUCAGCAGCCGUCAACGCCUUAACAGAAGAGUUUAACCGCGGCAUCGAUUCCGUCAACAUUGACAAUGAAAAACUCCUGGAUAUUAACGUCAUCAGCAGUUUGCUGAAAUCUUUCUUCAGAAAAUUGCCAGAGCCCCUGAUACCACCAGGUUCAUUAUUUAAUGGCCUCCAUUAUUCACUGAGUUAAUGGCCUCCAUUAUUCACUGAGUUAAUGGCCUCUAUUAUUCACUGAGUUAAUGGCCUCCGUUAUUCACUGAGUUAAUGGCCUCCGUUAUUCACUGAGUUAAUGGCCUCCAUUAUUCACUGAGUUAAUGGCCUCCAUUAUUCACUGAGUUAAUGGCCUCCAUUAUUCACUUAGUUUAUUUCCAAACAAUUUUUUAUUAAAAUAUUCAAACUGUUAUAUAUUUUAAACAAAUAAAGAUGAGAGAAGUAAAACAUAUAAUGUUAAUUUAACUAUUUUUGUUUCUUAAGUAAUUUUUUUCCAAACUCAGAUUUACUGUUUCUGUGCCAUAUAUAUUAGUGAAAAAAUUUUUGUUUUCCUUUUUUAAGAACACAAUUUCAUAAAGUAUUGAAUAGACACAUGUAUAGAUUGAACAUGUUGCACCCUCUUGGAUAUUCUUGGUGUAAUAUAUUUUAUCUUUGCCUUGAUGAAUUUCUGAAUGGCUGAGCUCAUUCAUUGUCUCCUUUACUCUUCCUACAGACAUGAAGGAUCAGUUCAUUAUCAAUCAAAGCCAAUCAUUAUCUCCCCUUACAGAGAUUUACCAUGAGUUUAAUGAAGUCAAUCAUUAUCUCCCCUUACAGAGAUUUACCAUGAGUUUAAUGAAGUCAAUCAUUAUCUCCACUUACUGAGAUUUACCAUCAUUUUAAUGUAGUCAAUCGUUAUCUCCCCUUACAGAGAUUUACCAUCAUUUUAGUGUAGCCAAUCAUUAUCUCCGCUUAUAGACAUGUACUAUCAGUUCAAUGAACCAGUCAUUAUCUCCCCUUACAGACAUGUACGCUCAGUUCAUUUAAGCCAAUCAUUAUCUCCCCUUACAGACAUGUACGAUCAGUUCAUUGAAGCCAACAGGUAUCCAGAUGAAGACAAGCGCAAGCUGAAGAUCAAACGCCUGCUUCACCUUCUUCCUCCACACAACAACGAGACCUUGAAGCAUAUGGCCGAACAUCUGAAUAAAGUAGCAUCCUAUGGAAACAUUAACAAGGUGAAUAUUUGACAGACCAGCUUCACACAGAGAAAAGUCUUUUACUUCUGGUUCAGUUGCCUUUGCCUGCACAACAUUUAUACAGUUAUACAUAACCCGGGAAUGAAACUUUUCUGGUAGUUUAAAGUUAUGAACUGUCGACACGUGUUCCCAAAAAUUAAAAGACACUUCUGCCAGGCGAUGUAAAGGACAGGGAAAUGUUAGAUUUUAUGGUGAAGCAAAUCCAACUCUAAAUAAGCUUUCACUUUCAUCUCUGAUGGUAAUGGCCCAAGACUUGGUUUUUAUAACAUGAAUUAAAUAUGUGUAUUUUUUCAUGAUCGGUUGUUUAUUUUAGCUUAUAUUAAUGUCUCACAUUUUUAUACUAAAUGUUUUCUUUCAGAUGGAUGCCAAAAAUCUGGCCAUAAUGUUUGGUCCUACAUUGGUACGUAAGAAAGGAGAUGACACAGUUUCUCUUGUGACGGAUAUGUCUGAUCAGUGCCGUAUUGUAGAGAGCAUAAUACUGCAUGUAAGUUUUCUAUAUCUAGUCUUAAGUCAACGGUCAGUCAGUUAAACAAAGUUUUCUAUAUCUAGUCUUAAGUCAAUGGUCAAUUGAGUUGAUCCAGUUAUGACCAUCAUGUUACUCCAUCUGUUAUGUAUUCCCAUGUAUAUCACCUAAUGUAUCUCAAUGUCUUUUUAAUUUUUCCAGGCCAUUGAGAACAUUUGGUUGGACCCAUUUAACAUACCCAGGAAAAAAAAAACAUAAACAUCAAUUUUAUUGCUUAACAACUUCUGGAUAUGUUUAUUUAACCUAUAAUUACAAUUCUCUAAAAAUAACAGUUGUGUCACAAAGACAUUUUUGCCCCCCUUAUUUUAUUGCUUAACCACUUCUGGAUAUGUUUAUUUAACCUAUAAUUACCAUUCUCUAAAAAUAACAGUUGUGUCACAAAGACCUUUUUGCCCCCCUUCCCCCCCCCCCGCCUCUUUCCCCUUUCCCCCCCCCCCACCCCCCAACCAAUAUCCCUUGUGAAUCUUUCAUUGCUUUUUAUUCUAAGAAACAUUGCCUUUCAAUAGCUAUGCUGACUUCUUACAGUGAUUUGAACAAUUUCUUUUCUCUUGAACAGCAUGAUUGGUUCUUCAGUCCUUGGGAUCAGGACAACUAUAUACCCAUGGAGACAACAGUGGAGACAGUCAGCGUGGAAGAUGGACAGUCACUUCUGAAGGAUGAUGAUGGUAAGUGCACUGUCGCUUUCCCCUGUGUUAGCUCUGCACACACUUCCUAUUUUAAAGAGUGCACUUUAUUUAAACCUUAAGCUAUACAUUUAAAUUUAUAUGUGUUUGCUUUCAUUUAAUGUAUUAUUUUAGUCAAAUCUCUCAAAAUUGUUUGUGAUUUGAACUUUCAAAAUAGAGACAAAUGCAAAAAGAACAACAUAUAUCUGAUCUCUAAGUUAUCUACAACAUGUUCUGCACAAUAUAACACACAUAUAUAUAUUGGUCCUUUGUGAGCUGACAGUUUAGUUUUAAUGUAUUCACAGAGGAGGCUGACUCUGCUAUCAGUGCCAAACAAAUCAUUUCAUCCAUUGUUGGAGCAGCCAGCAAAAAGCUCCGGAGUCAACAAGGCAAGAGCACUGAAUCCCUGGAUAUGAUUGACAGCUGCAGUAUGACCACCACCAGCUCGGCCACAUACACGCUCGAUGACACCCUCCACUCGUCCUCCCGCACCAAAUCUCUCUCCUCCAUUGCAUCCUCACGCAGCGCCUCUGAAGAAUUUCUUGAGCGCAAGUCUGCGAACUCGGCGAAUAGGUAUCUGGCCACGGCACCCAUUGCAAACUCCGAGCCAGACUUCAUGGACUUUGAGUACGCCGAUGCUACGAGUCCGUCGUCAAGUUUCUCCAGGCAUUUUUCCGAUGAUUCUCUGGUGGAUAAAAAUGACGAGCUAGAAAUCUCCCACGGCCUGCCCACCAGCCUCAGCAGGGAUGCCAUCCAUAACACUCUCAAGAGAAUUGGAAAUGACGUCAGUGCUUUACUUCACACAUUUGAGCAGAAGCAGUUGAAGGAGCGAGAGCGCCGCCGUUGGGAGCAGGAAAUGAUUGAGAGAGAACACAUGAGGACACAACUGGAGCUGGAGCAGGAGGAGAAUCACAGUGUGGAGGACUGGCUUGCCUGGAAAGGUAUCAGUGCUUCACGUAUGCCAGACCUUGUGUCCAGCUCAUAUUUGGGGCAAACGUACCCUUACGAAGAGAGCCGUUUCAAUCACAACGUCCCCGGGGGUGGUGAAAAAAAAGACAAACUGGACAUGAAGAGGAGUAAUGUUGUGUCACUGACCACCACUCUGAAUGUUCCGCCCGUGGUGAUACCCCCAUUGGGUUUGCCCACCCAGCCGGCCAAGAUCCCCAGAGUUGGGUCUCAUGAAGACAUUUUGUCCCAGCCCAAGAACCAAAGAUACGAUGCUGGGAGGCCUGUGAUGAUGCGAGGUCCCAGCCAACGUAGAAUCCAAGAAAAUCAGCAGAGGACGUUACAUGUGGCCGUUGGUCCCGAGAGGACCUCCCAGCGGCCAUCAUCUAUUCGACACAGUUUUGGCAGACGCCAUGGUUCUUUGGAUUCUUUGAUAGACAUGAUAGACAGACAAGACAAACGCGCAUCCUGGGCCUCGUCUGAUUCAGAAGAUGGCUCAGACUUGCUCAACAGCAUCACCACAACCUUUGAUCAGAAGCUGCAAAUUUUACUUAACCCCAAGUAUAAGCUGACCGGGGCAGUUGGUAAAAGUGAUAAAAUGGAUUCAUUAAAUAAUUCAAGCAAUUCAAACGAAGAUUCUAAGGAAGACAAUUCCAAGUUGACUGAAGCAGGCAAAGCCAGGAUUUUGAGCAGCGUCCAACAGCCCCGCCCUGGGGCAUCCCUUCUUGAUUCUGAAAGACCCUUUCGAGACCCAAGCCUUCAUAGGUCAGCCAAAUCUGAUCCUAAAAUAGGGAUAGCAUCUCGAUUUGAGCGGCAUGACUGUGGCAGAGCGUCAUCUGCAUCCCCUGUCACCACUGUCUUGUAUGAAAAUUCAAAUCUGGCCAAUCAGAAAAAAUGUCAGUUGCCAGACUUCAGGGCUUUUUUAAGCAAGCCGCCAGCUCAGCCCCCCGAGCCCGGCUCCGUUACUCUAACACAGCCCAAAAAACUAGACACCAGUCCCAAGUCUAGAGAAAACUUUCGGCCCGAGCAAAGAACUAUUUCAAAAUCUGAAAAAACAGAGAUGAACCUUGCAAGACUGAGUCGAGAUGAGACAUCGUUUGCGGGAGAGGGUGUUGCUAGUCUUACUGAUAAGCAGGACAAUAAGGAGAACAGAAAGAUACAUAAACGUAGACGACAUACAGUUGGCGGAAUGGAAGAUUUUGAUCACAUAAAUGCAAUUUCUAGGGCUUGUGCCGACCUCACCAGUUUUCACCGACCAUCCGCCUGGGAGCGGCUGCAGCCAGCGGUGAAGGACCCGGGCUCACCCGGUCAUCGAAACAUGCAGACGUGGAUUCAGAGAGAGAGGGUCAGGGGCAGUACACCUGAUCUUACAUGUCAGGACAAAUACUGAUUGCUUAAUAAGAGGACAGCUCAGUUGUCAUUGCCUCUUUAAGGAAAGGAAGUUUUAUUUGCCCUGUCAAGGUGAACAUAGAUUUAUCUAGGAAAGAGUGGACAAUGUCUGUAAUCUGAGUGGACAGAGUCUGUAAUCUGAGUGAACAAUGUCUGUAAUCUGAGUGGACAAUGUCUGUAAUCUGAGUGAAGGUUUACUAUUUGAAAAAUGCAGACACUAGUCUUGUGUCAUUGAAAUCAAGGAUAAUAAGUUUCGUGAAACUAAGUUUGUAUGAAACUUGUUAUGUCUAUUGCUUUAAUUGUACAAUUAUGUUUAGAAUAUUGACUCAAUAAAACUUGGAGCUGGCUAGAGUAGGAAUGUACUUUUGGCUGUAUAAAAUGGCUUCAAAAAAGAAUGAAGAGUCUCUGAAAGAAAAUGGAUAUUGAUCAAUGGCCAUUUUUUGGUCCAGAAGUAACAAUCAGCUGGUCUUCAAAUGCUGGAUAAUUUGAGUGUAACAAUGGACUUUAUCAUUGCUGGACAGAUUUAAGAAUGAAAUAACGCUUGAAUUUACUUGUAACAUUGUCAGCCUAAACACUAGAAGGCAUUAACACUAUCAUCAGAUGGAUUGUACUGGUCCUGGUGAUCUUUCAUUGGAUGACAAGAAACCUGCAAACAAGAAAUCAAACCUACAAGUUAUCCUAAUUUACUUCUUUAUGUUAAGCCUAACCAACCAUCGAUUCUUGUGCUUCUAGCCUGGUAUCAGCCCCGUGUGUGUCCCCAGUUUCCCCAGGCAUUGUUCUACAUGACAGCAUUACUUGUGAUAUUGUGCUUCCUACGACAUGUGCUGCUAGUUUCUUGCCUACAUUCUCUGCUCAUGUAUGGAUGUUGAUUGUUGUCUUCUGUUACAGACAAAAUGUUUUUGUCCUUUUUCUUGUUUAUCUUCCUUAUAAUUGAUGUAGACAUGUUCUUUUCAUUUUUUAUUGGGUUAUAGAAAUCCAAUUCAAAAACGAUGAUCAGAUUUGCAUUAGCCUUCACAUACAUACGUGAGAUAUUCUCACAAUAGAUCUGCAAAAACCUGAAACGUUGUGAUUUCGUUGUCAUUUGUUGCUGUGUCUCUGCUCUCAGUAUUAAGAUGACAAAAUCAUCGUUGAAGGUUGGUAACUUUUACAUAAUACAGUUACCAAAGUCCGUGCUUUGAUCUAGACUGUUUUUGGUGUGAUUAUAGUGCGCCCAUUAAUCUAGAUUUCUACCAAUUAUCUUUGAACUAGGGUAUGUGGGAUGAAAUUCAAUUUUUUUUUAUAUACAUGACCACAUUUGUUUGCAAAUUAAACGACACCUAAAUUUCUUGCUGGUAAAAGUAACUGCUCAUGAUAGUUUUUUUAAAGCAAAUAUCAGAAAUCCAAAUCUGGUUGAACAACCCAGCCUUUGUUGUUUACUAUCCUUUUGAUACAAUCAAAGUGUCUAUGCCCUUACUAUAAGAACUGAUAGCAAUUGCAGGGUGCAAAGGGAUGUUGUCAAUGCACAGAUGAUAACUAUUUAAAGACAGUAUUCAAAUAGAUUUUAUUUUCUCUUUAAUCCCUUUAACUACUUCAGUUGUGUUAAUUUUGUUAAAAGAACACAUCAAGCUAGUUAAACAUUUUUGCUCAUAAUUUGAGAAUGCCUGCAACUUUAACAAAAUUAAAUAUGUCAAUUCUGACCCAUAAUGUUGGCCACUGAGUUAGCUUGUUAAACAUGCAAAUCUAGGUCAAGAAUUUUCCUAGGUUCAUUUCGUGAAUGAAAUGUGUGGGGAAAAUGUAACAACAGUUGUUUGCAUGAACCAGAGAAACCUUAUUAAAAUUUUUGGCCAUUAAAACAUGAAACUUGAGGCAGUUUCUUCCUUUGUUAACCUAUGUCGGCUGCUACAGAAAGUUCUGUUAUUGAUUGUCAAAAGCAUUUCACAGACCUGGUUGGCUGUGGACAUCAUUACCAGGGCUGCUACAGAAAGUUCUGCUAUUGAUUGUCAAAAGCAUUUCACAGACCUGGAUUGCUGUGGACAUCAUUACCAGGGGCACUACUAUUAUUAAUAGUCUAACACAUUUCUGUAGUUCAGACUUAUGUUUCGAUUACUAAUUUUUUCUCAAUGUUCAUAAUUUCACCCCAUCCAACCUUCUUCUUUACCUAUUAUUUCAACCAAGUAAAAGAUUCUUAAAUGAAAUUCCCUUUCUUCUGUUUAGUAUGCCUCAUAGCAAGACCAGAAUGUGUCUGUGAGGAAGAGAAACUCAAUCGGGCAACCUAAAAUGAUGGUCUGCAAAACUCACAAUGGCGGCCCAUAAUGAUAAUCUGAAUGAAAUGGUUCAUCGGAUACAUUAAAGUUUCAAAAAUUAAUUUAAAAAACAAUUAUGUCAAACAUUUGGGUGCACCAACGUCAGCGUCAAACAUUUGGGUGCGCUAGUACUCAAUGUCAAACAUUUGGGUGCGCUAGUACUCAAUGUCAAACAUUUGGGUGCACCAACGUCAGCGUCAAACAUUUGGGUGCACCAACGUCAGAGUCAAACAUUUGGGUGCGCUAGUACUCAAUGUCAAACAUUUGGGUGCACCAACGUCAGCGUCAAACAUUUGGGUGCGCUAGUACUCAAUGUCAUACAUUUGGGUGUGCCAGCCUCCAUGUUUAUAAACAGUGGCUGAGUAUUCAAAGCUCCACUAGUUUUCUCCCACAGGAUGUUUGGUAUCAAAGGGGCAAAACAAACAUAAGCUGAUUUACUUUGACUGUAUCAAAGGGUCAACACAAACAUGUCUAAUUACUUUGAUUCAUAUCAUACAUAUUUGUAAAUGUAGGUUCUCCUUAGUCUCUUUCUCUUUUGAUAAAUUUUGUUAUUUAAUUAUUUGUUAAGUUAUACCCUUAUUUUGUUAUUUAAUUAAUUGGUAAGUUAUUUCCUUAUUUUGUUGAUUCCAGUGAUUUCUCUGUUAAUUCUUUGGUGUUUUAUUACACUGAAUAUCAAAUGACUUUUGUCUAAAGCAGUGCUGCUCAAAUAUUUGGGGUAACAGACCUGUAGGGAUUUGUCCAAGUGCAGCAGCAACUGGAACCCCAUUGAUUGAUUAUUGUUCUUGUUCAAUCCUUUUACAUAUUGAACAUAGGGCCGACCAGGAUUGAGGUCUCACGUAAUGAUCACCUCUUGAAUGGCUCUGCUCAAAGUACACCAUUGUGCUGUUAAAGGAAGACAGCUUCCAUUCUUAAGUAAAACUUACCAGCACAUGUCUUUGGGGAUCUUGUUGGCAAGAUGUGAGGUUGUGUGUAUUCAUUUCAAAAUGCAGUUCAACCACAAGGUCCUACCACUUCUACCUAAACUCGUUUUCUUCUUUUUUAAUUUAAAUUUACUCAAAGGUUGAUUUUUUUUGUUGUUGUAAAAGUCACUGUCAGAUUGCUAUGUACAAUAUGUGAAUAUUAUAACUUUAUUAAUAUGUGUGGAUAUUUGAAAAGAUUUUCAUUUACUUUGAAUUUGUUGCUUUAGGUACAUAAUACAUACGGCAUGCAAAUAUUUGAUUGUGAUUUGUCGUUGCAGCUUGAAAGUACUAGAUUUUGUUUUUUACUGUGGAUAUUUGAUAAUUUUUUUAGAGAAUUGAAUAUUUACACAAAUCUAUAUAUCUUUAUGAUUCUAUAAAAUAAAAGCAUGAAAUAUUGUAUAAAAUAAAUUAUUUUUUACCCAUGCUAGACAAAUGAGGAUGGUUCGGUAUUCUGUACUCUAUGUCUUGCCACUUGUAACUUGUCUACACAAGCUUUAUUCUUGACUUGUAAGUUAUUUUUAGCUUGAGGCAUCUUGGGAUUUAUGGGCAGAGCUUAUUUUUAAAUAAUAAUCUUUUACUUUUUUUUAAAAUUAUCUCAAUCAUUAUUAUAUAUUUAAAACACAAAUAAAAUGAAAGUAAAUAUUAUACAAUUAUUGUUCCAAAAAAAAACAUUUUAAAGACAUACUGUUAGGGUUUUGGUAAAAAAAAAAGAAGAAAAAAGCUCUCAC
Messenger RNA from Lymnaea stagnalis (great pond snail), 25735 nucleotides. The record is from the annotation of a GenBank genome assembly. Lineage: Eukaryota; Metazoa; Mollusca; Gastropoda; Lymnaeidae.